Pseudomassariella vexata is the source of this 613-nucleotide messenger RNA. RefSeq lists its product as uncharacterized. The transcript has 3 exons. Bases 83 to 532 code for a protein of 149 amino acids. The record is from RefSeq and is a predicted model, not a curated record. Lineage: Eukaryota; Fungi; Ascomycota; Sordariomycetes; Amphisphaeriales; Pseudomassariaceae.
GGUUGCCUCGGAAUCGUCCCGCUAGGGGGCUGACGCUUAGGGCUGAGGCGGGUGCUUUUGGAAUGAACUAGUUAUACGAAACAUGCGACGAAGAAAUUCCAUGGUGCUGGAUCUGGCGUGUAGCAUAAGUCCUUUACUUGCAGUACUCGGUCUAUUGCUCAUUAAGGAAACCAUUAAGAGGGGGGUGGUAAUGGAACAAGGCAUAGCGACCACAUCGACACAUACGGAGUACGGGACUUUUCUCUUGAAGAACGGGAAUAUGAUAUCCAACCGUGAUGAGAACCUUCCCCCACCCCCUUUCUCUUUCGUUUUCGAGACCAGUUUUCUGACUACCAUUUUCCCGACAGUAAUUUUCUCGAGUAACUCCCUGGUUUCACUGUGUCCCUAUAGGUUCUUUUUGGAGAGGAUUAUACAUCCACAAAUGAUGGUCACGGUCAGCAGUCCAAAUCGUCCCUCCAACCACGCGAAGACCGUACUGGUGAAAUCCGCAGCCACGUCUUCGUCGGUCGGACGUCCGAAUGUCAUUGAUUAGUGACACUUCUAGUAAAGAAUAUCUGAGGUCAACAUUGGAUAUGCUUGCUUCAUGGACAACAUACACUCGUUCUAAGACACA